Molecule: messenger RNA, 552 nt
Organism: Mastomys coucha (southern multimammate mouse)
Lineage: Eukaryota; Metazoa; Chordata; Mammalia; Rodentia; Muridae
Product: keratin, type I cytoskeletal 9-like
Exons: 2
Coding region: 1-552 (183 amino acids)
Source: RefSeq, a predicted model, not a curated record
AUGGAGACUAGAGGAAGUACGGGGCAAGGUAGCGGGGGCUCAGCGGGAGAAUCCGGGGUCGCAGGCAUCAGAGUGCGGGGGACUGGGCAGCUGGAGGCGGGAGCGGGGCCAGGCAGGGUGCGGGCCGCGGCCCGGAGGAAGCUAGCGGCGAAGACGUCAGAAGUCGGGGUGCGGCGCAGCCCCGGGGGGCGCGGGGGGACAUCGCAGGGCGCGAGCCGGGGGCGGCGCGGGGGCCGCUGCCCUUACCUGGGCGGCUCCGCACUCCGGGCGCCGAGCGGGGGACCCGACGUUGCUCGCGGCGGCGGCGGCGGCGGCUCCAGCUCGAUCCGCCAGCAGCCGAAGGCAGAGUCUGUGUCCGGCUGCGAGCGAGCCGGGAGCGGGCAGCGCGGGAGGCGCGCGGAGAGGCGCUGGGGCGCCGCCCGGCGGGCAGCGAGGGUACUGCGGCGGUCCCGCACGCGGCCGGCCGGGGAGGGGGCGUCCCUCCGGGGCCGCGGCCGCGGGUAUCUCCACUCCCCGGAGGGGUCCUUUAGCUGGGGACCCGGACCUAGGUAG